AUUUCUAUAACAAUUGUUUUUAGUCAGUGAUGCAUACUUAGUUAUAUAACUAGAAUGUUCUACAUAGAUGUCAUCAAUGUUUUAUUACACUGUUUGUUAAAGGAGGCUCUGAUUCAAUCUUCAUUUUCGUUCGCUAUUUAAAUGUGUUUAUGUAACAAAACUUAUAUGGAUGAAAGAUUGAUGUAACAAUAAGGUAGCGACAUGGGGUCUUUCUGGAGCUCAGACAAGAAAACUAAUGGUUUUAAGUUGAUGAGAUUAAUUGUUGAUGUUGGUGGAGAAGCUUUAAGAAUAACAUUAAGGAAACAACUGUCAGGUAGCGACAUGGGGUCUUUCUGGAGCUCAGACAAGAAAACUAAUGGUUUAAAGUUGAUGAGAUUGAUUGUUGAUGUUGGUGGAGAAGCUUUAAGAAUAACAUUGAGGAAACAACUGUCAGCGAUGCAAGUUAGUCGUAAUUUUCCUGCUUACAAACAACUUCUUGUGAAAAAACUUUCAGGUCAACUCUCUGAGCCUUUGAAUAACAUGAAUGUGGAAGGAUUAUUUUCCCUUCUUUUUACUGAGUUAUGUGUUACAAUUUCGGGGUUGCCUAAGCGAAUUCUAGUUGUGUUGGAUGCUCUUGAUGAAUGUGGUUAUCCAGAAAGGGAUGACCUUACUUAUUUGCUUGCUAAUCACUUACACAAACUUCCGCCUUGUUUUCGUUUUGUUGUUACAACAAGACCUAACGAAGUUGCUUUAAAUAAGUUCGAAAAAUUAAAUCCACUGUUCAUUAAUUGUAGCGAUGAUCGCAAUUUAGAGGAUAUUAAAUUUUUGAUGGAACAAAGAAUUGGCGCUACUGACAGCCUUCUUGAUGUUAGAAAUAUUUUGGUAGAAAAAGUUGACGGACUUAUGUUACUUGCAUCGCUUCUUACCAGUGAAGUCAAAAGUCAGGAUUUGUUGAAUGCGUCCAUACCAAAAGAUCUCAAUGAAUAUUACGAAAUUUGCUUAACACGAUUAAGUAAGGAAUUAGAUUCGUUUGAUAUCAGUAACGAAAUGUUUCAGUCAAUUUUAAAUGCUCUGGCUGUUGCUAAAGAACCUCUUCCUUGGAAAAUGAUCAAUGACGUUCUUUGUUUGAAUUCGAGUCGCGAAUCACUUAGGGUUAGAAAAAUUAUCUCUUGUCUGUUUGUUACCAAUGAAGAGGGAUGUGUUUCGUUUUUUCACAAAUCCUUAUAUGAUUGGUUGUUGGAUGAUCGAGAACAUAAUUACUCAGUAAAAACUUCUUGUGGUCAUCGACUUGUUUUAGAAUUUUGUUUAAAAUCUUUGGAUAACCUCAAAGCUGAAGGUGUAAACUAUGACGUCAUCAAACAUGUGUCAGUGAGGUACUCAGUCAAGUAUUGGUUGCUUCAUUUACUUGAUAUUUCUGAUAAUGAUUAUAUCGUUGAAAAUGUUUGUAAAUAUCUUGUUGACUUAGAAGUUUUAGUUGCUUCUGUGUUGGUUGACUCUCGUCGUACUUUUAAAAAUUUUAAAUUAUUCAACGCACAUGAUGUGUACUUUCUUAUUUCUGAGGACAUUCGAUUGUUAUUUAAUGAAGUUUAUUCUGUAAUGACGUACUCUUCUUUCUCUGACAAUGAAGUAAAAUUUUUGCAGUACGUUGCCAACGUAGUCAAAGAUCUUUCGUCUCAAGCCACCACAAUGCUUCAAACACGUUUUGAAGAUUCACCAUAUCUAGAGUACAGAGAUACGGGUUUUGUAAAGGCUCGAUUAUUACGUUUACGUAAAGACUUGAUCUCUGUUGAUGUUUCACGAAAUCAUGAUUACGUCGUCUGUGGUUAUGAAGGAUUCAUCGUGCAACUUUUUUCAUUGAGAACAAACAGAUGUUUAUGGAUAAAAAAGAUUGCUGGUCAGUUUGAGCUAUUUAAAAAGGUGGAAUUUUGCGUUGUUUUUUAUCCAUUCAAAGAUUUGAUUUUUGCUUCUCAGCUUGAUAAGAUACUAGAUAUUAAUGGUAAAAUUUCCUCCAGUCCGUUCCAUUGUGAUGAUUCUACUUCUAAGUUCUUUACCAACAAAUGUUUUUCUAAGGAUAAGUACACAAUGGUCACUAGUUACAAAGAUACUUUGACAGUAUGGGACGUUGAGAAAGGUGAGAAGCAACGCAGUAUUAGAUUUAAUAAUGUGACCUCACUGUGUUUUUCUAAUUCUGGAAAAUAUUUGUGUGUUAUUGAGGAAAGAAAAGUGAUUCAAAUAUUUGAUGUAGCGAGUAAUUAUGAAACAUUCGUUUACGACGAUCAUAUACCGUCUUCGUUUUUAAUUGUGUUUGCUGUUUUGUUCCCUGUUGGUCUUCAUUCUUGGUGUUGUUGUUGGCAUCCUCUCAUUGCGAAGAGACAUUUUAUUGUAAAUCCCUCUGCUGAGUUCAACAAACUGCUUAACAACUACGCCAUCGACAUCACAUGCGUACAAGAGGAUCGUUUCGUGCAUGCUGACAACGAUCCUGACAUAGUUAUUCGUAACAUAGGAUUAUCUGUUCUGUUUACAUCGACAGCCAGCCGCAGCUCUAUUGGAGCCUCAAUACAUGGUGUUGGUAUAGCAAUAAAUGCAAAGCUAGUGCCAUUUCUUGAAUCAGUCGAUAAACAUGACAAUCGCACCAUCUCUUCUAUAUUGAAAGGCAAUCCUAAAACUAUCGUUGUUGCUUGCUACUCACCUCACAACGUUCUUGAUGAACCCAUCGUUUCUGACUUUUACCAAAAACUGAGUCAAGUUAUUGAAGAUGUGCUAUCUCACUCCAUGUUAUUUGUCGGAGGAGACAUGAACGCUCAAGUCGACACAGGUGUCUCAUACCAUUCAUCAUCAAAUCUUAAUGGUUUCCUACUCUUUCAUUUCAUCCAACAACAUAACCUUCUUAUCGGUAACACUUUGUUUCAGAAAAAGCAAAGCCAGCUCUGGAGCAACAGAUCGCCAUCAGGGUCACUUUCACAAAUUGACUUGUACUGUACCGCAAACGGUGGAGAAACAGCAUUAGUGAGUGUCGUGCCUUCUUGUAAUCUAAUCAUGUUGUAA
Molecule: messenger RNA, 3024 nt
Organism: Xenia sp. Carnegie-2017
Lineage: Eukaryota; Metazoa; Cnidaria; Anthozoa; Malacalcyonacea; Xeniidae
Exons: 5
Coding region: 202-3024 (940 amino acids)
Molecular function (GO): protein binding
Source: RefSeq, a predicted model, not a curated record